AUUCAAAUCCGACCCGUUUAACCCCCGCGCAUCCUAUCGAGCGCGACCCUCAAAAUGUCGAAACCCGCAGAACGUACCCGCGACUGGGCCGAAGAAGAAGACGAAGACACCCUCGCCCUCCCGCAGCCCACCGUUACCAAAAACAAGGAUGGCACCGAGACCAUCGUUUCCUACCGCAUCGACGAGAACGGCAAGAAAGUCAAGACCACCCGCCGCAUCAAGAAGACCAUCGUCAAGCAGAUCGUGAACCCGCGCGUCGCCGAGCGCAAGCACUGGGCCAAGUUCGGCGCCGAAAAGGGCAAGCCCGCCGGCCCGCAGUCCGACACCACCAGCAUCGCCGAAAACAUCGCCUUCCGCCCCACCAUCGGGUUCCGCGCUGGCGCCCAGGAGGAGAAGUCCGAGGAGCAGAAGAAGGCGGUCCUCAAGGACGCGAAGAUCAAGUGCCGUAUCUGUAGUGGCGAGCAUUGGACCUCGAAGUGUCCCUUCAAAGAUACCAUGGCCCCCGAGGGCGAUUCCGGGCCCGGUUUGGGGGAUUUGGGCGUCGACGAGGCACCGGCAGAGGGCGGGUUAGGAGUGGGUGGGGGCGGCUAUGUGCCGCCACACAUGCGGAAGGGAGGCGCGGGUGCUGGAGAGCGGAUGGGCGGGAAAUUCGAGCGGGACGAUCUGGCCACGCUGAGAGUCACCAACGUCAGCGAGUUCGCCGAAGAGCAGGACCUUCGGGAUAUGUUCUCAAGGUACGGUCGGGUCACGAGGGUGUAUCUGGCGAAGGACCGCGAGACCGGCCGAGCCAAGGGGUUCGCGUUCGUCAGCUUUGAGGAUCGUCUGGAUGCGGUGAAGGCGUGCGAUAAGAUGGAUGGCUUUGGAUUUGGUCACUUGAUUCUUCGUGUGGAGUUUGCGAAGAAGUCGACUUGAGCAGGGAGCGUUUUCAGUGGCUACGGCAGGAUAGAAUGACGGUUCGAUAUCGCAAUCGCGGAUUACUUUGACCAUGGAUCAUGAUAUUACCAUAGCUAGAAGUGCAAAAGGCAUGAUGGGUUCACAAAAGAGCCAAAUUCUUACGCCGUUACAUGACGGCAAUAUUCCAACUACCGG
Messenger RNA from Eremomyces bilateralis CBS 781.70, 1089 nucleotides. Its product is annotated as eukaryotic translation initiation factor 3 subunit EifCg. Bases 55 to 912 code for a protein of 285 amino acids. The record is from RefSeq and is a predicted model, not a curated record. Gene Ontology annotation, cellular component: cytoplasm; eukaryotic translation initiation factor 3 complex. The transcript is spliced from 4 exons. Lineage: Eukaryota; Fungi; Ascomycota; Dothideomycetes; Eremomycetales; Eremomycetaceae. Gene Ontology annotation, molecular function: RNA binding; translation initiation factor activity.